AUGUCACCUAAAACGAAUGCAGUGGGUGCGAAUCGUCCACUCACCAAACUAGAGAAACAAAGAGAAAGAAAUAGAAUCAGAGGCUAUUUAAAGAAACAAGGUGUGAAGUCAGUUCAUGAAUUGGUUGCAUCACCACAGAAUGAUUUCAUAAAAGAAAGAUAUAGAGCUACCAAUCCAAUCCCUAGGGAUGCUCAAACCAUAGAGCCAGCUUUACCAUCAACUUCUGAGUCGUCUUUUGGGAAAACUUCAUACAGUAUUGAAGAGCGAAUAUCAAUUACAGAGGAUUUCAUAAAAUCCCAUCUUUCAGCUAAUAAAUACUUGACUAAAUAUCCUCACCUCAACGUGUGCAAAAGUACUUUGAACUAUUGGAAAAUUAAUCAUCUGAAAUCCCUUGGGACUGCUCUUGAGAAGUCUAGCUCCAGAGAACAAUCUCCAGCUCUAAGAAAUGGAUCACAGGGUCAGGGGUUUAGGGAUCAAGAUUCUUCACCUCCACCCCAUACCUCAACAACUCCAUCACAAUCUUUGACACCAACUGAUCGAAAGCUAAAUACUACUACCCCAAAUUCUGAGGCAACCUUCACGGAUCAAGGAACAAUCACGAGAGACCAUACACCAGAACGUACAACAUGCGCCACACCUAUAGCUCCACCAAGUCUUCAUAUUGAUAAUCAAAUAUCUAAUGUGCAUACCCAAAACUCAAAUGAAUCAACUCUCUCCGAAAUGAAUAAUCUACAGAAGUCACAGAUACCCAUUAAAGAUAGAAAGCCUUUCAAAAAAGUUGAACCGUUUCCUUAUCCAAAAGCUUUGUGUGCUUUAGAGAUGUGGGGCCAGGUAUAUCAAGUUCAAUAUGAUAAUGCACAAAGAGACCAAGUCGUUAGGGAUAAUUUUCUCUAUUUUGUUGCAAGAUAUCAAGAUGAGUACAAAAUAUUUCAGGAAGAAUUUAAUUCAACUAUCACAACCACUCAAAUGGAAACCAUUAUGAAAAAACUGGGCUUUACUUCACCACCAGCCACAGCACCACCACCAACAGUAACAACAGAAAGUCACAAUGAACAAGAAACACCAAACCCAUAUCCAGUUGAAGCUUCAAUGUCACAUAAUAUCAAAGAAAAUAAAUCAGAAAAAUCUACCAAUGAUCAAUCCCGUGUCGAUUUUGAAAAUCAAGCUUAUAAGAGAUAUGUUGAGUCAUUAGUGCUUGUGGAGCGCUAUACUAGACUCAAUAAAGAUAUAGUUGUGACAGAUCCUAGACCACACAGAACUGGUAUGUCAAAUAUAUUUACUUCAGGUCUUGUUGAACAAAGUCGAACACGAAUCAUAUCAGAUGAACAAUAUGAAGAACAUUUGAAACUCUUGUCCAUUUUUGUGAAGGCACAUAAGGGAGAUAUUGAUCUUUAG
This is a messenger RNA of Hansenula anomala, 1395 nucleotides long. RefSeq lists its product as uncharacterized. The record is from RefSeq and is a predicted model, not a curated record. Bases 1 to 1395 code for a protein of 464 amino acids. NCBI's taxonomy places the organism in Eukaryota, Fungi, Ascomycota, Saccharomycetes, Phaffomycetales, Wickerhamomycetaceae. The transcript has a single exon.